GUAGAGCCCCUAUCUACAAUGUAAUACCAUGGCUUGUACUCGUAUCAGCCUGUGCCAGCGAGGUCGUGUUCACAACUGUAAGAGUCGUUCGUUUUCACUAAGAAGGUUGGCAGGCAAGGUAGGAUAAUUCUUGUCAACAAGUCUUUCUUCUCGUUUCAUUUCACUACAAUAGUGAGCAAUAGUUUCGAGCAGUUUCGCUUCUUCUUUUUGAUUAGAUUGUAUCAUAGUCUGCUGCGGAAAUCUGCCGGUUAUUACUUGUGCAACUAUGGCUGAAACAGAGAGCAAUGGCCCAGCUGAUCAUGACACCACGCAUGAUAACGAUGACAGCAACACUCGCACUGCUAUGAAGGACUUCUGGGAGGGCCAUUGCGCGACGGUAUCGCUGCAAGAUGUCAUGCUCGACUCGAAAGCGCUGCGGACGAUGAACGAAUCCGAGAAGCCGGAGAUACUGGCCAUGUUGCCCGCUCUGAAAGGAAUGCGAGUUCUGGAGCUCGGCGCAGGCAUAGGUCAUUACACGGGGACUCUUGCUGCAACAGCCCAACAUGUCACUGCAGUGGACUUUGUGGAACAGUUUGUGGAGAAGAACCGUCAGAUCAAUGGCGUGCAACAUCCCAACAUCACAUUUGUGAGCGGCGAUGCUAUGAAGCUGGACUAUGAGGAGAACUCGUUUGACAUUGUCUUCUCUAAUUUGUUACUGAUGUACAUCAGUGAUGCUGAGCUGGAAGAGCUAACCAAGAGAAUGCUCAGGUGGGUGAAGAUUGGAGGUCAUGUCUUCUUCCGCGAGUCCUGUCUCUUUCAGUCUGGUGAUGGGACACGAGAUCUUUCCAAUCCAACCAAGUACAGAGAUCCAAAGCGAUAUUAUCACGUGUUUGAGACGACAUGCUACGAAAGCAGUCCGUCGCCUGUUGCGUUCAGGUAUGAGCUGGACUUCUCGCGAUCUGUGGGUCCAUAUUUGCAAGAGAAUAACAACCUACAUCAGAUGUGCUGGAGCUGGAGCAAGGUUUUGGUGGAAAAGAAAACGAAAUCUAAUGAUGGUUCAUACGACUUCCAGUCCAUGCGUCGGUUCCUGGACCAGAAGGAGUACUCUGUCAAUGCUAUUCAGUGCUAUGAGAAAAUGUUUGGCAAGAACUACAUCAGCACCGGUGGGCUAGAGGCAACAGCUGAGUUUGUCCCAAUGCUAAAUUUGCAGAAGGGCGAGAAGGUGUUGGAUGUCGGAUCGGGCCUGGGUGGAGCUGCUCGGUACAUGGCGGAGAACCAUGGUGUGGAUGUGCUGGGUCUGGAUCUCUCUACCAACAUGGUGCACAUUGCUCUGUCACGGGCGGUCAGCUGCUCAGCAGGAGCGGUAUUGUAUGAAGUAUCUGACAUAACCAAGCGUCAGUUUCCCAACGAGUCCUUUGACGUCAUUUACAGCCGAGACACUUUGCAGUACGUUCCCAGAAAAGCCGAAAUUGUCAAGAAGUUCUUUCGCUGGCUGAAACCUGGCGGACGCAUACUGAUCUCAGACUUCUGCUACGGUGAGGGAGAAUGGAGCGAUAGUUUCAAGACCCGUGUUAAGCGGCAGCGCCAUGAACUGCACAGUGUCAAGCAGUACGGCCAGAUUCUUUGCGAUGCUGGAUUUGUAGAGGUUGUAGCAGAUGAUCGCAGUCGCCAAUUCUGUGAGCGUGAAACCAAGAGUGCAUCCGAGGAGUGGAGCCGCGAACUUGUUAAGGAAUUUCCAGAGAAAGACUAUGAUGACAUUGUCACUAACUGGAAGGCCAAUAUCGAAUUGAUCAAUACUGGUGACCAAUGCUGGGGCUUCUUCUUUGGGCGUAAGCAAUCAGCUUGAUCUAGACAGGACGUAAAUGGUAACCAGGCACAGAUUUAAUACUGACGUGCACCGACUUCUAACUUUUAAUAAUCUUAUUUCCCAUUAUGCCGUCACACGUGCAUACUCCAGAUAUUAUCGCGUAAUUGCGAAGUCUAACAAAGGUUAACUCUGCUGCAGCUCUGUGCCGCUUCGUGUGAGCAUUGACCAUGAGCACUCGCUCAAGCUGGACAGUCUCUGCUUCUCAAGUGGACCAAAUCAGAAAUCACCGACUUGAAAACAUUUCUUUCAAAAAGGUUCUUCCUUCCAUGUACCAUGGGAAUUGCACGUCCUAUGUUGUUGCUUUUUGCGCAUUGGAGUAAGCUGGAGCGUUUGCUCCUAACCAUGAUUUUCUUGCUUUCUCAUUAAAGUAUAGAGUCAUUUUCCCACAGGAAACCUUUCAAGAAGUUUGAUGCGGAUUGCCGCCGUGAAUUGCUGUGGCUAUCUGCUGGCUCCCCGGAAGCGGCUCAAAUCAAAGCCUUGGAGCCUUGGCACAGCCAGGCCUUGGCACAGCCAGGCCUUGGCACAGCCACUGAGGCCUUGGCUGGCCCGCUGAGUACAGGCCGUGGACGGACCUUCCCUCGUGCACUGCCACUGCAUGGAUGUGCUUCAGGGAAGUUGCCAAGUGGGCGGCAUACCAACUUUAGGCUAUCAAAGUAUAACAGUACAAGUAUGGAUUGCUGUCUUUUAUAGUCAUAUUCAUGCAUUCUUGAUUUGCUUCAACAUUUUAGUAUACAUCAGUUUCCUCCGGACCUUUUCUUUACAUUGAUGCGAGUCUCCUCUUCACAACUAACUUUAGUAGUGAUCGUCUCCUCACCA
This is a messenger RNA of Sycon ciliatum, 2662 nucleotides long. RefSeq lists its product as uncharacterized. The transcript has 10 exons. Gene Ontology annotation, molecular function: S-adenosylmethionine-dependent methyltransferase activity. The record is from RefSeq and is a predicted model, not a curated record. NCBI's taxonomy places the organism in Eukaryota, Metazoa, Porifera, Calcarea, Leucosolenida, Sycettidae. Bases 266 to 1825 code for a protein of 519 amino acids.